Canis lupus familiaris (dog) is the source of this 2549-nucleotide messenger RNA. RefSeq names its product F-box and leucine rich repeat protein 21, pseudogene (gene FBXL21). The transcript has 6 exons. Gene Ontology annotation, biological process: regulation of cell cycle; G2/M transition of mitotic cell cycle; SCF-dependent proteasomal ubiquitin-dependent protein catabolic process. Gene Ontology annotation, cellular component: SCF ubiquitin ligase complex; nucleus; cytosol. The record is from RefSeq and is a predicted model, not a curated record. NCBI's taxonomy places the organism in Eukaryota, Metazoa, Chordata, Mammalia, Carnivora, Canidae. Gene Ontology annotation, molecular function: protein binding. The coding region runs from base 661 to 2043 and encodes 460 amino acids.
GCAAAGCAAAUUGAAAACCUUCUGGAAAGUAUUCACUAUUCCAAAUGCCAUUAAGAACAUUGGUGAUUCAUGGGAAGAGAUUAAACUCUCAACAUGCACAGGAGUUUGGAAGAAGUUGGAUGACUUUGAGGGUUUCCAGACUUCAGUGGAGAAAACCACUGCAGAUGUGGUAGAAAUAGAAGUGGAGAGUGAAAUGUGACUGAAUUGUUGCAAUAUGAUGGUAAAACUUAAAUGAAUGAAAAGUUGCUUCUCAUGAAUGUGGAAAGAGAGUAGUUUCUUGAGAUAGAAUCUAUCCAUGGUAAUGAUGCUGUGGAGAUUAUUGAAAUGAAAGAAAGGAUUAGAAUACUAUAGAAACUCAGCUGAUAAAGCAGUAGAAGGGUUUGAGAGGACUGACCCCAAUAUUGAAAAAAGUUCUGCUGUGAGUUAAAUACUAUCAAAAUACAGCAUAGAAUGCUGCAAAGAAAUUGUUCAUGAAAAGAAGAGUCUAUCAAUGUGGCAGAUAACACUCUUGCCUUAUUUUAAGAAAUUGCCAUUCACCUCCCAACCUUUAGCAACGACUGCCCUGAUUAUUCAGCAGCCAUCCAGCAUGGAGGCAAGACUCUUCACCACCAAAAAGAUGGCAACUCACCAAAAGCUCAGUCAUGAUGGAAGUGAAAUCAGAUGGAUGUUGGUGAGUACCCCAUGGCAGCAGUUCGUUCGUUCAGAGUGAACUAUAACUUGGAAGCCUUCUUUAGAAUGAAGAGGAACAAUUUAUCUGUUGUGAAUAAGAUUGUCCAGUAUUCAUCAGCAGUGAAACAACCAAAAGUUGGGUUCUACUCUUCUCUCAACCACACCCAUUUGCCGGCUGUCCUUCUAGACUGGGGGAGUUUGCCUCACUAUGUAGUAUUACGCAUUUUUCAGUAUCUUCCUUUAAUAGAUCGGGCCUGGGCGUCUUCGGUAUGUAAGAAAUGGAAUGAAGUUUUUCAUAUUCCUGACCUCUGGAGGAAGUUUGAAUUUGAACUGAAUCAAUCAGCGACUUCAUAUUUUAAGUCUACCCAUCCGGAUCUCAUUCAGCAGAUCAUUAAAAAGCAUGCUACCCAUCUCCAAUAUGUCAGCUUUAAGGUUGAUAGUAGUACUGAAUCAGCAGAAGCUGCCUGCAAUAUACUUUCUCAGCUGGUAAAUUGUUCUAUCCAGACCUUGGGGUUGAUUUCAACGGCCAAGCCAAGUUUUAUGAAUGUGUCAAAGUCUCAUUUUGUGUCGGCACUUACAGUUGUCUUUGACAACUCAAAAUCAUUAUCAUCGAUCAAAAUUGAAGACACACCAGUGGAUGAUCCUUCAUUAAAGAUUCUCGUGGCCAAUAAUAGUGAUACUCUAAGACUCCUAAAAAUGAGUAGCUGUCCUCAUGUUUCCUCUGAUGGAAUCCUUUGUGUAGCUGAUCGUUGUCAAGGCCUUAGAGAACUGGCAUUGAAUUAUUACAUUCUCAGUGAUGAACUUCUCCUAGCACUUUCGAGUGAAACUCAUGUUAACCUAGAGCAUCUUCGAAUUGAUGUUGUGAGUGAAAAUCCUGGACAAAUUGAAUUUCAUUCUAUUAAAAAACAAAGUUGGGAUGCGCUUAUUAAACACUCCCCUGGUGUUAAUGUUGUUAUGUAUUUCUUUUUAUACGAAGAAGAAUUUGAGGCAUUCUUCAAAGAAGAGACCCCUGUUACUCACCUUUAUUUUGGUCGUUCAGUGAGCAAAGCGGUUCUAGGACGGAUAGGUCUUAACUGUCCACGACUAGUUGAGUUAGUGGUAUGUGCUAAUAAUGGUCUUCAGACUCUCGAUACUCAACUUAUUUGUAUUGCUGAACACUGUAAAAAUUUAACAGCCUUGGGCCUCAGUGAGUGUGAAGUCAGCUGCAGUGCAUUCAUUGAAUUUGUAAGACUGUGUGGGAAAAGACUAACGCAGCUCUCUGUAAUGGAAGAGGUUUUGAUCCCUGAUGAUGAGUAUAGCCUUGAUAAAAUUCACACAGAAGUGUCCAAAUACCUGGGAAGAAUAUGGUUCCCUGAUGUUCUGCCUGUCUGGUAAUUGGCUACUAAAGUUUCUUAAUUUUUUUUAAAUUGUUAAAGAUUAGCUUCUUUCUUUCUAUGCAAAUAUACAUUUUAAGAUACAUUGCUGAAAUAUUUUAGGGUAAGGUAUCAUUUGCAAACUAUCUUCAUCAAUUGCAGCAGAAACAUAUGAGAAAAUGUAAGAGAUUUAAAAAGCCAGAAAUUUCUAUAAACAGGGUGUGGACCCUAUAUUGGGGAAUAGGUAGUUGAUAGGCUAAAAACUAUACAUGAUUUGUAGAUGAGUCCUUCAGCCUUCAUUGAAGGCAUAUUUUAGCUUGCUAAAUAAAUUUAUAAUAUUGAGCUUUGGAUCCCUAAAUAUGACAUUUAUAGCUUUAUACUGCUUUAACUGCUCCUCUUUCAUCUUGCUAUUCAUAUAUUUUACAAGAUAUGUAGUAUUAAAAUCAGACCCAGGGGCUGACUUACUUGUACUUAAUUUUUAGCACAAUAUAAGACCAUAUUAUAACUCAAUAAACAAUUUCUAAUACA